AUGGAAGAUAACGAUGGACGAUUGAAAACUGAGACAAUGAGUGCUUUAGAAAGGAUCAUUUCAUUGAGUCGGGCCGCAUGGCUCAAUCGUAGGGCUAUGAUUAAUAGCCCAAAAGUAAAUCGAUUCGGAUGGGUCUCGCGGUGGUUUCAAGUGCUCGUGAUUAUUGGGUUUGUUUUUUCAUUCUUUGGAGCCAUUGGCGGUGGAUACAUUCACGUCCUUCCUAGCCUUAGCCGACCGUUUUUUCAAAGGCAAGGUCUCUUUAAUCAUGAAGAAUCACAAGGAGAUUGUGACGUUUCGAAUGGAAGCUGGGUUCGGGUCCAUUUUCGGGGUUACCCCUGGUACAAUGCGUCAGAAUGUCCUUUCGUAGAACAAGGAUUCAAUUGCUUAGCUAAUGGACGGAGCGACGAUGAUUAUCUUCAUUGGAGGUGGAAACCAAAGAAUUGUGAUGUUCCAUUGUUUGACGUCCGUAGUAUUUUGGAGAUGUUUCGAAGCAAAAGAAUUGUUUUUGUCGGCGAUUCAAUGAGUAGAACACAGUGGGAAUCACUGAUUUGCAUGUUGAUGGCUGGGGUGGACGACAAAAACAGCGUUUAUGAAGUUAAUCAAAAUAAGAUAACAAAGCGUAUUAGAUUUUUAGGAGUUCGGUUCAGUUCCUUCAAUUUCACCGUUGAAUUCUUUCGCUCAGUUUUCUUGGUGCAACAAGGUCCUGGGCCUGAUGAUGCAACGGGGAUGGUCAAAUCAACACUAAAAUUGGACACGAUAGAUGAUAUCAGUGAUCAGUGGAUAGAUUCAGAUGUUCUGAUAUUCAACACCGGGCAUUGGUGGCUGCCGUCUAAGCUCUUUGAGACGGGUUGUUAUUUCCAGGUUGGAAGCUCACUGAAACUUGGAAUGUCAAUUCCUGCGGCCUUCAGACUGGCUCUUGACACUUGGUCAUCAUGGAUUGAUAGAAAUAUCAACAAAAGCAGAACACGUGUCUUCUUUAGGACUUUUGAGCCAUCUCACUGGAGUGAUGAAACCCGUAGGACUUGCAGUGUGUCCCAAUACCCCACUUUUGAAACUGAUGGAAAGGACAAGAACUUGUUUUCCAACAUAGUUCUGGAAGUGGUUAAGAAUGUCACAGUUCCCAUAAAUGUUCUCCAUGUCACUUUUAUGUUGGCUUUCCGGAGUGAUGCACAUGUUGGUAACUGGAGUGACAACCCAUUGUUCCCUGAUUGUAGCCACUGGUGCCUACCUGGAGUACCUGAUGUGUGGAAUGAAAUUGUCCUCUCCCAGCUAUUUACUCAUAAUAUUAAUCAGCAAUCUGAACUAGACGAUUUGUAG
Molecule: messenger RNA, 1317 nt
Organism: Neltuma alba
Lineage: Eukaryota; Viridiplantae; Streptophyta; Magnoliopsida; Fabales; Fabaceae
Product: protein trichome berefringence-like 7
Exons: 4
Coding region: 1-1317 (438 amino acids)
Cellular component (GO): Golgi apparatus
Molecular function (GO): O-acetyltransferase activity
Source: RefSeq, a predicted model, not a curated record